AUGACUGCUGCAGCCUCGUUGCCGUCACUAAGUCCGCAAGAGAUUGCAGAGCUCCAACAAACCGAAAUCGAAGCCAUCGAAUCCAUUCUCGACCAAGACUACACGCGUAUAGAGCAGAAGGCCUGGAAAGGAGCGGCGACCUCACAGCUGCAUGAGUUCCAAGUCGUGAUUCGUCCAGACGAAGAGCGUCUCAAACAGCUCGUUUCCGCGUACGUCUCGUUUCGACUCCCCAAGAACUACCCGCUCGUUUCACCGACUAUCAUCGUCAAACUCAACGAUGGCAGACACAAGGGUCUUUCUUCGAGCCACCUCACCAGCCUGAACGAUGAGUUGAAUGGCAAAGCCAAAUCUCUUCUCGGAGCCGAGAUGAUCUGGGAGCUCAUAACCGCCGGUCAAGAUUUCAUCAGCUCAAACAACACUGUGCCAAAAGAAGUCAAAGAUGGCGCACCGUCCCUCAGCUUGGAGGAGGAGAUGCAGAAGCGUGCAAAGGAGCAACAAGAGCUUCAUCUCGCACAGCAGCAGGAAGAGCGUCUGAAGCGACAGCAGGCCGAAACUGUUCGCUCCGAACAGCUGGCUCAGCUCAUUCAGGAGGAAGCAAACAAGAAAGCUGCCCUGCUGAAGCAGGAAAAAGAACGGAAGCGAGAAGGCAGCUAUUUUGCCCAGCAAGGUCCUUUGAGCCCGGUCAAAGGCCUCAACACCCCAUCUGCUCUGGCUAUCUCCGAAGCAGUCCCUGCAGAGGCCGCAGCGACAUCGUCGGACGCAUCGCGCAUCGAGACCUUCCUGGAGCCCAUCGAGCACAAUGGCCGCGUCGUCUCUGUCCUCCGAAUCGGCCCAGUGCUGAGCAACACGGGCCUUGCCACACGCCACCUCGCCGAACCAGCUCACCAACCUCCAACCGAUUCCCGCGCUCCUUCCCACUCAUGGCUCAUCGAACACUAUUUGAUCACGUCGCAACACUAUGCCUACUCGGCUGGCAAACGUAAGCUCGAAGAGGUCGAAUUCGAAUUUGACAAGCUUGUCAAGGUACGCGAGCCCGGAUUGAUCAACGUACUGGCAAGUGCCGUGACUCGCAUCGCUGAGCCUCAGGGAUGGAAGCUCAGCGUCGUCACCGAACGCACUGAUGGCCUUUGUCUACGCGAUCUCCUCGACCAGUGCGACUCGCUGCCUUGGAAGCGCGUUCGCCAAUACCUUUUGGCGUUGCUAAAAACCCUCGACGCUUUGCACACUCGAAACCUCAUCCACCGCAGCAUUGGCACCGAUUCCAUCUUCAUCGAAAGCCGAGCACAAGCUGGCGUCGCUUCUGCAGUCCGAUUGGCAGGUGCCUGCUAUGUUCGCCGCCUGAAAGACAUGCACAAGUCUAACCCGCUCAAUGACGUCGUCGAGCUCGGUGAAGAUCCAGCGCUGGCUGAUGCAUGGAAAGCGCCGGAAUCGAUCGAUCAGCCUCUGUCCUACAGCCGCAAGCGUGACAUUUGGGAUCUCGGCGUUUGUGUAUGCCAGAUGCUCUUUGGCCUGGACUGCGCUGCCGAACAUGACUUGCCCGAACACCUUGUUCGCGGCGACAAGACGCUUGCACCGCAUGUGCAAGCCUUCCUGCUUCUUAUGCUUGAAAGAUCGUCGAAGAAGCGUCCUACCGCUGCCGCUCUCGUAUCGCGUCUCGACGAGCUCAUCCUAUAUGAAGACACGGAGCUGGCGGAGGAAUCGAUCACCAAGAUACCUCAAACAUCGACCACGUCAGCUGCAGCGACAACUUCCAAAUCAGUCAGAGCAACGCCCCGCCCCAGUACGGCCCGGCAGACGAGUGAUAAGGCCAACAAUUACCUUGCCUCCCCAAGCCCCAAGAUCGGCGCCCCCAUCGAAGCGGGCGUGUUGCAGCCUAUUGGUUCGCUCUGGCCCUUCCGCCCGCCUCCAGGUCCAGGAGCAGCUCAUGCCGGAUCCACAUCCCGCUACCUUUCUGAUUUCGAAGAGGUUGAAUUCCUCGGCAAAGGCGCUUUCGGCAGUGUCGUCAAGGCCCGCAAUCGUCUCGACGGCCGCUUCUAUGCCGUAAAGAAGAUCAAGUUGUCCAGCUCACCUGACGAGGAUGAGAGGACCUUGCGCGAAAUCAGUGCACUUAGCCGUCUUGAUCAUCCACACAUCGUGCGUUACUCGACAUGCUGGAUCGAGGAGACCCACAUGCCCAUCGCCGGUCUAGCCGCCAGUGACACGGAUGGAUUCACUUCCAGUCAGACACUCGAGACCAACACAACCACGAGCAAGACACAUGCAUCGGGACCGAGCCUGUCCAUGUCUGCCUUUGGCAAUGGCUUCCAACGUUCGACGCCUUCUGGGAGGCCGAAAGCAGGACGCGACGAGUCCUUCCGCGCGGUUCCUGACUUCGACGAUGAUGGUGACGACGCUUUCGCAUCCGGCGCCAAUUCAUCCAACCUCACAGGAAGCUACAGCGAUAUCCGCUUCGCUGAUGACGACGAAGGCAGCAUCGACCAGCGAAAUGCAGGUAGCUCCUCUCGUGCGAUAGCCGAGUCGUCCUUCAGGGGUGGAUUGCUGGCUCUGCGCACACCAUCGGAUGACAGUGAUGACUCAGAGGCGGAGGAUGACGAUCAAGACUCGGAUGAGUCCAGCUCCGAAGACGACUUUAGCGGCGACGACGACGACGACGAUUUCAGUCGAAUCCCACUAUCGUCGCGUCGAGCCUCUCGUGCUGGUCGAUCGAUGUCGAGGAGCGUUAGUGUAGCACCUCCUGCAGGCAGCGUUCCCGUCCAGCGCGUCCUUUACAUCCAGAUGGAGUUCGUAGAGAACCGCACUCUGCGAGAGGCCAUCGAGAAGGGCUUGACAGAAGACGAAGCGUGGCGGAUUCUGCGUCAAAUGGUCGAGGCGCUCGCUCAUAUCAGCAGUCUCGGAAUCAUUCAUCGCGACCUCAAGCCGUCAAAUGUCCUUAUGUACGCCAAUGGCGACGUCAAGAUCGGCGAUUUUGGUCUAGCUACCAAUGCGCUCCAAAUUGCCGAAGGCAAUGCCGGCAACAUGGGUGGCACGGCAGAGCUGGCUGAGAGCAACGACCUCACUGGUGACCUCGGCACCUUCUUGUACACGGCGCCAGAGCUGCGCGCCAAGGGCGGCAUCAAGUACAACUUCAAAGUGGACAUCUACUCGCUCGGUAUCAUCUUUUUCGAGAUGCUGGCGAGUCAGCGCGUCUACCGUACCGGCAUGGAGCGGAUCCUGCUGAUACGAGAGCUUCGCGACCACAGUAUAGGCUUGCCGGCGGUCUGGCCACACAGCAAGCUGGAGAGCCAGACUGCCCUUAUUCGACAGAUGCUUGACCACGAUCCAGAUCGCAGACCUUCACCACUCGAAAUCCUUAAGAGUGAUCUCCUGCCGCCCAAGAUGGAGGACGAAUAUAUCGAGGAGUGCCUGCGUCUUAUGGCCAACCCGACUAGUGCCUACAAUCACCAACUCAUGGACGCCCUUUUCAGUCGUACCGCCGCAGACCUUGUCCGCGAUUUUACCUUCGACACCGGCGCCGAGACCGAUCGCGAUACAUCUUUGACGACGGUGGUGUGCGAUUUGAUUCGCAACGCUGCGCGUCGACAUGGCGCAGUUGAAUUUACAGCGCCGCUCGUCGUGCCGCCGAACGGCCUGUACACUGCCAACGAGAAGAUCGUGCAGAUGCUCGAUCGAACGGGACGAGUCGUGCAUCUCCCUUAUGAUCUCACGGUACCCUUUGCACGGGUCUUCGCUCGCAGCAGCAAUCAGCGGUUCAAACGGUACGAAAUUAGCAACGUCUACCGAGAGAAUAUCGUCGCAGGUGGCCAGCCUCGCGCUGUAUUGGCUGCUUCCUUUGACAUUGUCUCCCCAGAGAAAUCGGCGGCUGCAGAAGCAGAAGCGCUCGCGCUCGUCGAAGAGGUGCUGGACGAGAUCCCUGGCAUAGCCAGCGAGGAUUGGGUGAUCCAUAUCAACCAUGAGGUUGUUCUGUCGAUGAUCCUGGAGCGUGUCCCUGCAAAGCAUCAUACCGCUGUGUUGGGUGUCGUCGCACUAUUAGCCGGAGCGAAGACUAUUCAGAGCGCGCGAUCGCAGCUGCUGCAACUCGGACUACCGCGAUCUACGAUCGAAGAGCUAGAAGCUUUCAAUCUUGACGACGACGUCCGAGCAGUUCAUCAUCGACUGGAAAGGCUCUUUCCGUUGGAUCAGCGCACCAGACUCGCGAAAGCCGUGUCGCAAAUCUCAGAUGUGGUGGCGACUGCGCGCUUCUUUGGCGUGCAGAGACGAUUCCUCUUCUCACCGCUCUUGGCUCAGUCGAGCAGCCUGUACAAGGGCGGUGUGCUUUUCACGGUGGUGAGAGCUGGAAAGCGCCGCGAUGUAGUGGCGGCCGGCGGCCGCUACGAUGGUCUACUGAAGCAUUUUGCCAAUCCAUCGGCGGCCUCUUCCGCACCUCUUCACGGUGUUGGUGUCCAGCUUGCAGUAGGGAAGCUGACGCUCGGGCUUUCGAAGUACCAGGAAGUUCAGGUGCCCAAGCUGCUUUCACGCGCAGAAGAAGAACGCAGCUUCGGGCUGUAUACGCCGAGACGAUGCGACGUCUACGUCGCUUCGACGCCGGGCCUGCUGGAAACUCGCAUGGAGAUCUGUCGCGAGCUUUGGGCGCACAACAUCGCAGCGGAUCUGCAGUACGAGCAUGCAACCUACGACACACCCGAGGCUGCUGCGGCGACGUGUCGUGCCGAGGGCAUCCUUCUGCUCGUGUUUGCCAAAGCGCGAUCGCCAGUGCUCAAAGUCAAGGUUGUACUACAGCGGGCCGAAUUCGAAGUGGCAAGACACGAACUGGUGGGUUUCGUUCAGGAUCGCAUUGCGAAGCAAAGAAGCGUCGACGUGCAGGUAGCUGGAUCUGCAGGAGGCAACGCGUCGGCCGCGCGCUUUGGCCCAGCUACAUUUGACGCAGCUGCGAUGCGAGCAGCGACAGCAGCCUCGGCAGCGCCAGGAUCUCUGGGCGGAAUGUAUCACCAUCAUCAUCAGCACGGAGGCUUCUCGCGCACGUACAGCGGCAACGAAGUGUUGCCCUCUGCUACGAUCGCAGUGCGCGAACGCGAGAUGCUGCUGCCAGAAAGGCCGAUCGAACGAUCCAAGAAGGGCGACAAGAGUCAACAGAAUCGGCCGAAGCCGUCUUCGCGGCAGCUGGUUUUGGAUAAGGCCUCACGUCAAGUGUCGAAGUUCGCCGACCAGCUGCAGUCGGGCAAUGUGCCUAUUUUGGCGGUGGAUUUCACAGGGGCCAACUUUGACCGUCUCGCCGCUGCACUGACCGCGUGUCUGGGCAGUCAUGGCGAACGAGGCUAUGGCGGUGGCGGAGAAGCUGGCGGCGGCACGGACCUCUCGGAAGACGAAGGCGCGUACAUGUUCCGCGCGUUCCUCGAGACGCUGUCUGCGGACGAGAGGGAGUAUGCAAGACUGAUCAAGGGAAGAGCCAUAGCGUUCGCUUUCCCUGACGCGAGCAACUCUGCGAUCAACACGGUCGGAUGCGGAAGGGUGUUCUUGUACUCUUUGAGAGAGGAUCGUACCGCCCUCAUUGGGUGUGGACGAUGA
Molecule: messenger RNA, 5562 nt
Organism: Pseudozyma hubeiensis SY62
Lineage: Eukaryota; Fungi; Basidiomycota; Ustilaginomycetes; Ustilaginales; Ustilaginaceae
Exons: 1
Coding region: 1-5562 (1853 amino acids)
Biological process (GO): DNA damage checkpoint signaling; regulation of translational initiation by eIF2 alpha phosphorylation
Cellular component (GO): cytosol
Molecular function (GO): ATP binding; protein binding; eukaryotic translation initiation factor 2alpha kinase activity
Source: RefSeq, a predicted model, not a curated record